Messenger RNA from Mycena indigotica, 2094 nucleotides. RefSeq names its product CxC2 domain-containing protein. The record is from RefSeq and is a predicted model, not a curated record. Bases 1 to 2094 code for a protein of 697 amino acids. The transcript has 9 exons. Lineage: Eukaryota; Fungi; Basidiomycota; Agaricomycetes; Agaricales; Mycenaceae.
AUGGAUGCAUGUUUUCGCCUGAAACAGCGGGCCAUCUCCAACGAGAUAAGGGAUCCGGCUUUGAGCAACGGUUGGGCGUACAUGGUUGAAUGGGAGCCGUACAAGAAAUAUUUGCUUCAAGUCGGCGAUCAGCAAGAGAUCAGUACGUGCACUGGACUGGCGGCUCUGGAUUAUGCAAAUUCGAAAUUUUCUCGGGGUUACAGUGUAACUGGGGUCGGCAUGGGAGUUUGCGCUCGACACGAGUUCGUUCAGCCAACAGGUGUGGGAGAUCUCCAAGCUGGCGAACGGUUCGGGAAUAUGGACUAUAUUUUUGGGUGUAUCUUGAGACACCUCCAUCUGCUGCUCCGAAAACUCAUAUCCUAUGACAUCGCAUGUCAAUGGUGGAAGAACCUCUUUGAACGUCUUCGGAAAUUACCCCCAAUGCUUUGUCUUCUGCUGGUGCAAGAAGUUUUCAUGAAGCUGUUCAUCUUUGUCGUUCCAAAACUCCACAUACUCGGCCAUACGACAACUUGUCAACUGCUCUACUCUCUCAACUAUACGCUGGGCGGAGGACAAACGGAUGGAGAGGGGAUUGAACGACCGUGGAGUAUGAUUGGGGGAGUAGCUGCUAGCACCAGAGUCAGCGGACCAGUGUUCAGCAAGCGGCUUUUGACCGAAUUCUUGCUCGAUCAAGCCGAGCGUGUCCCUAUUUGGAAAGCCAUGGUGCAUGAGUACAAAGCCGAUGGUACAAAACCUAAUCCUUAUGAAAGCAAAGUCCAGGGGCUUACCGAGGCACAAGCCGGCGACGUAUUCACGAAAUCAGCCCAGUCAACUUUGUGGUGGAUUUACUCGAGGUCGAAAGCGAACAACGUCGCGUCGCUGGGCUGGCCGAACUUAAAAAAAGCUAAAUCAACCACCAUGAAGAUCAAUCUUCGGCCCCUUCGACGAGCCCUCAACAAACGGAUUCUCAAGGUCCGGCAGCUACAAGCUACCUAUAUUCCGGCUGCGUUGCAGAAGCUCAAGGAACUGGAGGUUGCGGAAGAUUUGCUCCCUGAGAAGGUUCCCUUGCUACCCCCUUCAGCAUUGACAAAGAUGGAGCGAGAAAAUGGGGGCUGUCUGGAGGGUCUGGUCGAGAUUGAGCAGGGUAUGCGUGAAGCUCAGUGUUGGGCCGCGCUUGUGGGAUUGCGCAACCAAUUGCUCGUCAAAUACCGGCUCCUGCUGUACAAGGCCAACCACUCCCGAAAUCAGACGAUGAACACGCGUUCCAGAUCGCUUGUCGCGCGGAACGAGAAUAAGGUCCUCUUCUUCUCUCAAAAAUACCAGGCUGCAUGGCUGGCGUUGGUUCUCAUUGCGGGUGGGAUAGAAUCAAAUGUGGGGUGGCGGAGGCUGCGCAAGGAAGACAUCAGGUGUCUCGAGGAUUCAGAGGAGCUUGUCAAGAAGCAAGUCAGAGGCGAAAGAGCCGAGGCCCGUCGUGCCUGGGACGAGAAAGAAAUGCGUGGAGCUGGCAUCAUUCCGUUGAAUAUCCAUCGUGUGCAAAACGACAAAGAAUCGGAUGAAGAUGAUGAAUUGGUAGGCACUGCGAUUCUGUCUGGUGAGAGUCGGAGGGUUAUCUCUUGGAUCUGGACGACUGCUGGUAUGACAGGCUCGGAUAUAGAGGUGGAAGAAGCUCUCCAAAUUGAAUGGGUGAAAGCAUACGCGCGAGUGCGACGAUGGAACAAGGAGGUCAUGCUGUUGCGGGAAGAAUGGCGUCGAUUGCCCGAGUCAUUUGCUCACGAGGAGCGGGUAUGGAAGAAGAGGGCCACUAGCGUUCCUGUCGGGUCGAUUCCUACUGCAGAUGCAGAAGGAAUGAUUGUGUAUGCCCUCAAGCACGUGGACAUGUACUACGACCUGGCUCGAAGGGCAGAGGUUAUACGAACGCAGCCCAAGCUCGGGAAAGGCGUGCGGCGCCCAACACAGCGGGAGGGGCGGCCAAUCGGACUACCUGCUGAAAGCCCGGCGCUAUCGGAAGUAGAGGAUGCGGAAGUUGAUGGCAUCAUUGAGCGGGAUGAAAGCGACGACCAAGGGAAUAUAAGCGAUGAGGAGCUGUUACUUACGGGCAAGAUUGACGACUGGUAG